GGGUCAUCAGUGACACCAUCUACUCUCUGAUUGGUCAAGCCUCUGAUAGUGGGAAGUACCCGUAUGUACGCCGGUGUCUCCCUGGUUGCGCAAGACGCCAUUUUGGAGUGACAGUGAAAGAUAACGGAAAGAUCGAGAAGCUGUCUCUUUAUAAAGCUUCGUCACCAUGGGGAAUGUAUUUGCAACCUUAUUCAAAGGCCUGUUUGGCAAAAAGGAGAUGAGGAUUCUUAUGGUUGGGCUUGAUGCUGCUGGAAAAACAACCAUCCUAUAUAAACUGAAGCUUGGAGAGAUAGUCACCACCAUUCCCACCAUUGGUUUUAACGUUGAAACUGUAGAAUACAAGAACAUCAGCUUCACAGUGUGGGAUGUGGGCGGUCAGGACAAAAUCAGGCCGCUGUGGCGCCACUACUUCCAGAACACUCAAGGGCUUAUCUUUGUGGUGGACAGCAACGACAGGGAGAGAGUGAACGAGGCGAGGGAGGAGUUGUCCAGAAUGCUCGCUGAGGACGAACUCAGAGACGCCGUUCUGCUCGUUUUUGCAAAUAAACAGGAUCUCCCCAACGCUAUGAACGCUGCAGAGAUCACAGACAAGCUGGGCUUGCACGCCCUUCGCCAGCGCAGCUGGUACAUCCAGGCCACCUGCGCCACCAGCGGCGAUGGCUUGUAUGAGGGCCUGGACUGGCUCUCCAACCAGCUGAAGAACCAGAAAUGAUCCAUUCCACCAGUUUUGUUUUUUGUUUGUUGUUUAUUUUUUCUGUUCCAACACAGCGGCAGCACCGGAUCCAGGCCCCCCCCCUUCGCUCCCAUCGCUCCCAUCUAACCCAACUCUCAACCCCCCCAGCUCUUUCUUUCAACAACUUCCUUCAUCCCUCCCCCCCUCCUGCUUUCGGCCCUCGUCAGUACUCUUGGGGCUCUAGCCUGUGCUGCUUGUGUGUGUGUGUGGGCGUGCGUGUGUGUACCUUGUGUGUUCAGCGAGUGUGUGCGUGUGUGUGUGUGUGUGUGGGUGUGAAGGCGUCUCUGCGUAUGUUGGCUGGGAUUGGGAGUGACCCUGGCGUGCCUUUUACACACCUCCUGUGGAAUCAGCAGUCUGGUUUUCAAGCCCCUCUCUCCAUCCACCAAACUCAGCCUCCGCCCCACUCAGCCUGCCCCCCCACUCCAAGUCUUGCACGGCCCCCCUUCUCCCCCACCCUUACUCUCCAGAGGAAGCAUGGUUUUCAUACGGCAAAGAAAGAGCAAGGGUGCAAGCUCUCCUCCCCCACCUCCCUGUAGUAUAUAUCUAUGUUAACUAGAAACGUUCACCUGAUGUAGACUGAAUGCUAAAUGUUCAUUUUAACCUCCUUUUUGAUUUUGAAACCUCAAACCCACCAGUAAGAGAUUCAGUAAAUUGCAUCUUAACCUGUAUCAGGUCGAAGCAAAUCAAAAAAAUAGAGAAAAGGAAAAAAAAAAAAGGCCCAUCCUCGAUCAUUCUGGUGUCAUUUGAAAAUCAUGCUGUUUGUUUUAUUAUUAUUAUAUUGGAAUAUAACAGAUUAUUCUUAGCAAUGGUUCUCCAAUGAACACUACCUUUCUCCCCCCCAGCAAGCGAGACCGUGAAGCACAAAGCCAACGAUUUAAAUUUAAAAUUAGGAUCUGAGAGUAUAUGCAAUUCGUGUCAAUUAUUUUGGGUAGCUAGCGUUUAAUUCCCUGGAUUCAAUUGGAUUUUGGACCUUCAGUACAAUUCUGACAGUGCUCCUACCACACAGAGUUUUUCCGGUUAACUGAGACAGGUGUCCUGAUACAUUCACAAGCUUCACAUGUUAUUCCUUUAAGAGAUGUUACAUGUGUUUUUGUUUUCUGUAACUAGUUUUAGCAUUUCUAUUUGUACUUUGACUGCUGAACCAAAUGCAUUUGAGCAGUAUGACAAAUCCUGUAUAUGAAAGUAUCCUUGACUGAUCAGGGUUUUCUCACCAACGGUUGGCAGUUUUACUUUGAAAAUCUGAAAGCAUUCGGCUGUCUAAUGUUCCUGGUUGGGGAUGAAGGAAUGGCACCAAAUAUGAAGGCUCUUUAACUGUGAACAGCCCCGACACGAAGAGAGGAAAGCUAGUUCAGACGUCUGGGGCGUUGGCGGGCGACUACACGUUAUAGCGCCGCGUAACUUCACGACCGAUAAAAGACCAACAAACAAAAGUCGAGUACUCUGCCGGUAGCUGGUCGGUGACCUGGAAGGACUUGGUGGUAGACCUGUUGAAGGGGAAUGGGUUAGCAGGCGUUCUCAGUGUCGAACCACGGGGGUUAAGCUGGCACUUCUGUCGAGAAUGAUUGUAAAUCUGUACGUUCCCCUGUAAACUGUUUCUGUGGGGAUUUCCUGAACACAUUAAUAAACAUGAUUUGAUCCAACA
Messenger RNA from Sebastes umbrosus (honeycomb rockfish), 2375 nucleotides. RefSeq names its product ADP-ribosylation factor 2b (gene arf2b). NCBI's taxonomy places the organism in Eukaryota, Metazoa, Chordata, Actinopteri, Perciformes, Sebastidae. Gene Ontology annotation, biological process: intracellular protein transport; vesicle-mediated transport. The coding region runs from base 167 to 712 and encodes 181 amino acids. Gene Ontology annotation, cellular component: plasma membrane; cytoplasm. Gene Ontology annotation, molecular function: GTP binding; GTPase activity. The transcript is spliced from 5 exons. The record is from RefSeq and is a predicted model, not a curated record.